This is a messenger RNA of Lottia gigantea (owl limpet), 847 nucleotides long. RefSeq lists its product as hypothetical. NCBI's taxonomy places the organism in Eukaryota, Metazoa, Mollusca, Gastropoda, Lottiidae. Bases 1 to 816 code for a protein of 271 amino acids. Gene Ontology annotation, cellular component: mitochondrion; nucleus. Gene Ontology annotation, molecular function: DNA binding; phosphoric diester hydrolase activity; DNA-(apurinic or apyrimidinic site) endonuclease activity. The record is from RefSeq and is a predicted model, not a curated record. The transcript is spliced from 6 exons. Gene Ontology annotation, biological process: base-excision repair.
AUGUUUAUUGUAGGUGGUUUAUAUAAAUGUAUCGAGGAAGCUGUGAGAAUAGGCGCUAGAUCUUGUGGGUUAUUUCUCAAAUCACAAAGACAGUGGGCCAGCAAACCUUUAACAGAAGAUACCAUUCAAAUGUUUAAAGAUACUAUUCAGAAACAUAACUUUCCUGUGGACAAACUUUUACCGCAUGGAUCUUAUCUAAUUAAUUGUGGUUCACCUGAUGAUCAAACUUUACAAAAAAGUCGUACAGCUCUGAUAGAUGAGUUACAACGAUGUGAGCUGUUAGGAAUACCACUCUAUAACUUUCACCCAGGAUCGUCUUGUGGUAAAAUUAGUCGAGAGGAAUGCAUGGAUAAAAUCAGCGAAUCUAUCAAUUUAGCUCAUUCUCAAACUAAUAAUGUUAUAACAGUAAUCGAGAAUAUGAGUUGCCAAGGUAACACUAUUGGAGGUAAACUAGAAGAAUUAAAAUGUAUUAUUGAUAGAGUUAAAGAUAAAUCACGAAUUGGAGUCUGUAUUGAUACAUGUCAUGCUUUUGCUGCUGGUUAUGAUGUAUCAACAGAAUCUGGCUUCAACUUAUUUAUGCAGCAAUUAGAUGACAUUGUUGGUUUACAGUAUCUAAAAGCAGUACAUCUCAAUGAUUCUAAAGGAAAGUUAGGAUGUCACCUUGAUCGGCAUGAAAAUAUUGGUAAAGGCCACAUUGGUAUAGAAGGAUUUAAAUUAGUGAUGAGAGAACCCAACUUUGAUAAUCUUCCAAUGAUAUUAGAAACGCCGAUGGAAUUAAGUGACGAGGAAGAGAUUAAGAUUUUGAAUUCAAUGUAAAGAUGCUCUAUAAAUACAUGUUUUAAUAUUU